Messenger RNA from Staurois parvus, 325 nucleotides. The record is from the annotation of a GenBank genome assembly. Lineage: Eukaryota; Metazoa; Chordata; Amphibia; Anura; Ranidae.
GUCAGAGACUGCAGACGUGGUACAGGAGAUGGUCAGAGACUGCAGACGUGGUACAGGAGAUGGUCAGAGACUGCAGACAUGGUACAGGAGAUGGUCAGAGACUGCAGACAUGGUACAGGAGAUGGUCAGAGACUGCAGACAUGGUACAGGAGAUGGUCAGAGACUGCAGACGUGGUACAGGAGAUGGUCAGAGACUGCAGACGUGGUACAGGAGAUGGUCAGAGACUGCAGACGUGGUACAGGAGAUGGUCAGAGACUGCAGACGUGGUACAGGAGAUGGUCAGAGACUGCAGACGUGUUACAGGAGAUGGUCAGAGACUGCAGA